Molecule: messenger RNA, 1944 nt
Organism: Archocentrus centrarchus (flier cichlid)
Lineage: Eukaryota; Metazoa; Chordata; Actinopteri; Cichliformes; Cichlidae
Gene: homezb
Product: homeobox and leucine zipper encoding b
Exons: 2
Coding region: 231-1706 (491 amino acids)
Biological process (GO): regulation of transcription by RNA polymerase II
Cellular component (GO): nucleus
Molecular function (GO): DNA binding; DNA-binding transcription factor activity, RNA polymerase II-specific
Source: RefSeq, a predicted model, not a curated record
ACGUGUUCAAAGGCUGAGGAGGGAACAACGGUUAGAAUUUUUUUUGUGAAAACCUCGGUUGGGGGCGCCAAAGCUUUGUGUAUGCGGAAAAAAAAAAAAAAUACCCAGACUAGCUAACUUAACCUGUGCUUUCAGCGCUGUAAUGCUAACGACCUCAGCGGCUCGGAAGAAGCAGGGAUGCGAUCAGGGAAGGUAACCAAAGCACUUUAACAGGGAGUCCGUCACCACAGAUGAGUAAGAUGAGGCACUUUGCUGAUGAAGGGCUCCACGGGCUCGGACAGAAACCAUCUAGCGCGCGUGAAGAGACUCGAGCUUUCUCAGACAUGAACGCUACCCCCAUGACUCUCAGUAUGAACCAAAGCGGUGUGGUGUGCCUGCCCUUGGUCUCUGAGAAUAGGAAGCUCGUAUGGGUGCACUCACACCAGAUCAACCUACAGGUGAACGGGGCAGCAGAGCUGGACGAGGCCUUUGACAGGUUCCCGUACCUAACGCAGCGACAGACCACCGAACUGGCAGAACGGUGCUCCCUGCACCCAGACCAGGUGAGGGCGUGGUUCAUGGUGCAGAGGCUCCGCUACGGCAUCAGCUGGGACUAUAAAGACAUCUAUGAGGUCCGAAGCAAGUUCAACUCAAGUCAGACAGUUGCUCCGGAAAAGAAAGAGCUUCAAAAUGAGUCAGAGGGAGAGGUAAUGGAGGAUGGAAGAGAGAAGAGAGAGAAACAGAAGAGAAGAGUCAGAGGGUUUGGUGGGAGUGCAAAGGAAAUGGGAGUGAGAGGAGAAAGUGUGAAGGUUAAUGAGCCAUUGGAGAGAGAAAUAAAGGAGAAGCAACCAGUGAAGGAGGACAAAAAAGAAGAAAAAAGCAAUAUGCGAAAGCGAAAAAGGACAACAGUGAAAGAAAAGAUGGGAAAGAAGAGAGUGAAGCAGGAUAAGGAGGAGAUGAUAGAGGGAGCUGGAAGAGUAGAAGCAAGGAUUGAGGAAGUUGAAAGCGAGGUCCAAAAGUGCACCAAGUCAGAGGAAAUGCCUUUCAGCAGAAAAAAAAGAAAUGCAGGAGUCAACAAAAGUUUAAAGUCCAUCCAGGAGGAGUGUGAUGCACCUCUGGCCCUCAGUUCCCUGCUGGACCUCCAGUCUGAAAGCCAAAUGUUCGGUGCAUCCCUAGUGCUGGACAUCGACCUGCUGCAGAGAGCCGGCGAUCCCUGCUCCACCGCAAACACAGAAUUUGUGGUCCAAAAAGAAAAAGAGGCUGGAGAUCUGCAUGCAGAGACAGAUCAGAGUGUUGCCAUCACCUACACUGACAAACCAAAGGAUCUCAUCCAGAUAAAAAACAGCCCCACCUCUGCGGAUGAUCCACCUGCCCCCGCCCAGUCGACACCUCCCAUUCGGCUGCGCUGCAAGACGCCAAAUCAGCUGGCGAUGUUGAAGAUGGCUUUCCUGCACUGCCAGUAUCCAGACAAGGAGCAGUACGGCCAGCUGGCUAGGCUGAUUGGCAUCUCCCGCUUGGCGCUAGUUCAGUGGUUCAGUGACAUGCGCUAUUUCAUCAAAAGAGGGAGGCCUCGCUGGAUGAACCAGGAGCAGCACAGUCAGGUACUGGCCAGCGUCAAGUAUCGGCAGUACAUGACUGCGAUGGUCAAAGUAAAUUCAGCUAAGAGCGUGAACUCUUGUGUGAUGAACCUCAAGGGAGAAGAAGCUACAGCGAGGAGGAAAAUGUGAAGAUCCCUCCAGAGUGAAAAUGACACAACAGCUCUUGCAGCUAAUAAGAAAACAAAGCCAGAUCAUCUUUUAUUUCUUCUGUUUCUCAGGCAGCUGUCAAGUUGAUUAGCAAGUUCCCAAGUUAGACCGGCCUCUUGUGACAUUUCAUAUUGUUUCCUUUUUUUAUUACUGCUAUUAGUUAUGUAGUAUGUGCAGUAUUUUCAAAAGAUCUACAUGCAGUUUUAGUCGUUUUAUGUUU